GUCGUAAUAACGAGAUAAUAAGUCGUUAUUACGAGAUAAUAAGUCGUUAUAACGAGAUAAUAAGUCGUUAUUACGAGAUAAUUUUAUUAAGUCGUUAUUACGAGAAAAUAAGUCGUAAUAACGAGAUAAUAAGUCGUAAUUACGAGUUUAUUUUGCUAUAUAAUAGGAAACAUUUUGACAUCACAGUAUUCGCUUAUGAGGAUGGAGGAGCAUGUUAGAUUGUACUUUGAACUUGGUUUAUCCAAUGCAGAAAUACUUGCAUUUCUGGCGUUAGCGCAUCGUACUAUCAUCAGUAUGUCAACUUUGAAGCGCACUCUUCGACGAUUGAAGUUACGAAGAAGAAAGGAUUACAGUGAUCUACUAGAUGUCGCGAUGUUUAUAAGUAAAGAGCAUCAAACAUCUGGUCGAUUGUAUGGCUAUCGUUGGAUGCACUUAAAAUGCAUUCAAAACAAUCUUCGUGUUCCGAGAGACACUGUUUAUGAAAUAAUGAAGAUUCUUGAUCCAGAGGGCUUAGCAGCACGAAAGAGACAUCGUUUAAAGAGACGUCAGUAUAAAAGCAAGGGACCAAACUUUGUCUGGCACAUUGAUUCCUAUGACAAAUUAAAGCCUGAUGGAAUAGCCAUCAACGGAUGCAUUGACGGGUUUUCAAGGAAUAUUGUAUGGCUUGAAACAAGCACAACAAACAGUGACCCCAAAGUAAUCGCAUAUUAUUACAUUCAGGCUGUUAAACGUAAAUCGGGUUGUCCUAUGCGUAUUCGAUCUGACAUGGGAACGGAGAAUACCCAUAUUGAACAAAUGCAGAUAUUUCUGAGACGAAACCACCAAGAUGAGCUGUCGGGAUCAAAGAGCUUCCUUUAUGGAAAGAGCACACAUAAUCAAAGAAUUGAGUGGUUCUGGGGAUGCCUUAGGAAAAAAGUCGGACAAUUUUGGAUGGAUCUUUUCCAAGGACUCUCCACUGAUAUUAAUGAUACUUCAUUUUGUGGCAGUUUCUUGGAUAAAAGCCUAGUGCAAUUUUGUUUCAUCAAGCUAAUUCAGAGAGAUUUGGAUAUGCUGACGACCAUGUGGAACACGCACACCCUUUCAUCGAGCUCAAAUAUCCUUCGCGAAGGAAACCGUCCUCUCAUGAUGUACACCUUACCUGAAUUGUACGGUUAUGAAAACCAGCUUUGCCCUGUUGAUUCACACGAAGUUCUUCUGUGCGAAGAAGAGACAACCCCGAAACCAGAACACCCGUGUGAUGAGACUGUUAAAGAACUAUGUUAUGAUAUCAUGGAGGAAGCAGGUGAUGCUAUGCCAGAAGACGCAGAUUGCGCAAGGGAGUUAUACUUGAGUCUCAGAGAGGCGAUUCUUUCGCAGUUGUGA
Messenger RNA from Ostrea edulis (European flat oyster), 1362 nucleotides. RefSeq lists its product as uncharacterized. The transcript is spliced from 2 exons. The record is from RefSeq and is a predicted model, not a curated record. The coding region runs from base 196 to 1362 and encodes 388 amino acids. Gene Ontology annotation, biological process: DNA integration. Lineage: Eukaryota; Metazoa; Mollusca; Bivalvia; Ostreida; Ostreidae. Gene Ontology annotation, molecular function: nucleic acid binding.